Rhizopus microsporus ATCC 52813 is the source of this 1659-nucleotide messenger RNA. Its product is annotated as kinase-like protein. Gene Ontology annotation, cellular component: cytoplasm. Bases 1 to 1659 code for a protein of 552 amino acids. The transcript has 7 exons. Gene Ontology annotation, biological process: intracellular signal transduction; protein phosphorylation. Lineage: Eukaryota; Fungi; Mucoromycota; Mucoromycetes; Mucorales; Rhizopodaceae. The record is from RefSeq and is a predicted model, not a curated record. Gene Ontology annotation, molecular function: ATP binding; protein serine/threonine kinase activity.
AUGACACAAGCACAGACUACGUUUAUAAGCACAGAUGUUCAUCUUUCGCCCAUAGACACCAACUGCUUAUUUGAUGAAAACAGACCCCUUAGUAGUCCUAAUCCAGUUGAAUAUCCACUGGAGAUGUCUCCUAACCAGAGAUACUGUAGAUUGAACUUAUUGUUAGGCCGUGGUACAUUCAAGACAGUAUACAAAGCAAUCGAUAGAGAAGAAGGAUACGAAGUAGCAUGGAAUGUGAUUCAUAAUGACAGCCAACAAGAUGUUGCACAGGAAGUUGAAUUAUUAAAAUCUAUUCGACAUCCAAAUAUUAUUGCAUUCCACGACGCAUGGCUCAGUGAUAAUAACAUAGAAUUCAUUUUUGUUACCGAGUUGAUGACAUCCGGCACUCUACGCCAAUAUAUACAAAAACUCGGUUUACCUAAUAUUAAAAUUGUCAAGAAAUGGUCUCGUCAAAUUCUCAAAGGGCUAGCUUACUUACACAGCCAUAAUCCGCCUAUUGUACAUCGAGAUAUCAAAUGUGAUAAUAUCUUUGUAAAUGGUGCACAUGGUGAAAUCAAGAUAGGCGAUCUAGGUACAGCUGGAACUAUCUGGACUGGUGAUAAAAGAUACACUAUGGUUGGAACACCCGAGUUUAUGGCACCAGAAAUGUAUGAAGAGGAUGGUUAUAAUGAAAAGGUGGAUCUCUAUGCGUUUGGUAUGUGCCUAAUUGAAAUGAUGACAGGUGAUUAUCCUUACGCAGAAUGCAUGAAUACCGCGCAAGUCUAUAAAAAAGUGUGUCAGAGUAUUAAGCCAGAAUCCAUUGCCAAGAUUCAAAAUCAGCAAGUCUUGGAUAUAAUUGAAAGUUGUCUGUGCGCAAAUGAGAAUGAGAGACUAUCUGCUCAGGAAUUACUAGAAAGCCCCUUUUUAGCAAUUGAACCUGAUGUAAUACUGUUAGCCAAUGAUGUUACAUGCGAAGAAGGAGUCAUCAUACUACAGGUUGUCUUUAAAGGAUCAGAUAGACGAGCCGUAAAGUUUGAUUUUAAUUAUAAUGAAGAUAAAGCAGACGAAGUAGUAUCAGAGAUGAUUGAAGAAAAUGUAAUACCCGCAAGACAUCAAGAGUGGAUCGUAAGCGAAAUUAAUCGCAUUGUAGGAGAAAUGGCAGAACACUCAAAUAAAAGCAGCGGAGAGAGCCAAGAGACAACAGUCUGGCGAAGAGAGUGCGAUAUUAGGAAAGAACUAGAAAGAUUGAAACAAGAGUUACUUGUGGCGCAAAAAAAGUUUCUAGAAGCAGAAAAGAGGUGCGUUCAUUUAUUGCAGCAGGCGAUUAUAGCUGAAGAGAAAGAGCAAUUAGCUGUUCUUGAAUUAGAAAAAGUCAUAGUAGCCAAAGCCCUUCAAGAGGAAGCUUUACUGUCAGACGGAGAACCAUCAUCUCCAGAAACACUUUUGAACAAUAUUGUGGCAAAAGAAUAUGAUGACAAUGUGAUAAUAGAUAUUUUUGUUGAGGAUACAUGUAAAGCAACUAAGAGGACACGCUCAAAAGCAAUUGAAUGGACUGAAAAAUUAAAAGAACAAGAUAUUUUAACAGUAGGUGACUUACGAGAGCUUAUAGAUGAGGACUGGUCCAAUCUUGGCCUCACAAUAUUCGCUGUCCGUGCAUUGAAAAAUAUGCUGCAAAAAUAG